Molecule: messenger RNA, 1310 nt
Organism: Colletotrichum phormii
Lineage: Eukaryota; Fungi; Ascomycota; Sordariomycetes; Glomerellales; Glomerellaceae
Exons: 1
Coding region: 287-1036 (249 amino acids)
Source: RefSeq, a predicted model, not a curated record
GGGGGGGGGAGGCGUCUUUCCAGUCCCAAGCGGGUUGGAUGAACAAUAGAGUUGACGCCCCAGUGGACAGGACGUUCCGGAGAUGGACGUCAGAGUCGACAAACGGCUUGGCGGCCGGGGUGAAGGAGACACGGGAGGCAUACGAUAUCGGUCCAUCUCCAGAUCAAGAUGUCCUGAUAUAGAGUUUCCGCAUUCCUUCUUCAGCCCGAGAUUCUUGCUACACUUGCACCCUGAAUUCAACCGCGACAACCCAACCUCAGCUCAGCCUCUCUAACUCUCACAAAAAAUGUUGCAACUCAUCUUCGCAUUCGCUGCCGUUGCGGCUGGCGCCAGGGUCUACCGCAGACAAGAAGAUUGUUCCUCCACCACAACGUUAGAUGCCCUCACCGUUACCAGGGUCGAGCCAAUCUCGAUCUAUAUCCUCCCUCAACAACUUCAACCCACAGGGACCAACAAUGAUCCCUUCACGGCAGUCUAUACAACAGUCUAUCCCACCUUCUGUCCAGAGUGCUCUCAGGGUCUGAGGCCAGAGACUUACACCAUCACCCAAACCUGCACCGGCAUCACAGGAUGCCAGCCAUCAGGCAGUGUCCUCCCUCCCGGCUUCACUACAACCCAAGCUACUUGCACCGACUGCCCGACACCCUUCAGUGCCGUCCUCACAAUCCCUCAGGCGACUGAUGCCGCCGUCGUCACAUCGACCUUCGUCGAGACCUUCACCGAGCCCGGCUUGACCACAACGCGCACCAUUGUCAGGACCUGCGCGAGCGAGCCUUGCUUGCCACAAAUCACCAACGUCCCCGGACGUGUCUCUACUUUCGAUGGGGGCCUCUUCGCCGAGCCGGUUACACAGACAGCCACAGUCUCGGUGUCAGUCACCGUGACCGACAAGUCAACUGCAACCGUCACUGCCGAUGCCGAUCCAUCCUUCCGUCCUGGCAGCUUCAACAGUGGUACCGGACACGUCGUCUCUUCAGACAAGUCUCUUGUUCUUUGCGUCAGCGCAUUUGUUCUUUUGUUGAUCAUGUCUUCAUAAGCGAGCGGGGAGUGUAUGCCACAGAUUGUGGAUGAUGUUGAUGGCCAUUAAGAUUCAUGAACUCUUAGCCUGCGGGUUUCUUCAUGUUGCUUUACUUCUACGGACAACACUUGAUACUACUUGUUUUCAAUACGAGCCUUUGAGGGCUUUUACUUUCUUUUCCCUGUAUAUAAUCUUACUUCAGUCCGGUACAUACUUCAUCAUAUAACUUUCUCCAUCAGAGAAUCUUCAACUUUGUUCCAUCUAGUAGAUAGUAGAUAUCCACAUAAUCAAU